This is a messenger RNA of Corticium candelabrum, 1155 nucleotides long. RefSeq lists its product as uncharacterized. The transcript has 3 exons. Lineage: Eukaryota; Metazoa; Porifera; Homoscleromorpha; Homosclerophorida; Plakinidae. The record is from RefSeq and is a predicted model, not a curated record. The coding region runs from base 1 to 1155 and encodes 384 amino acids.
AUGUGCGGUGACUUUAGGUUGACGAUUAACCAGGCUGCUCCUUGUGAGAAAUACCCAUUGCCAAAGAUCAAUGAUAUAUUUGCCUCUAUAGCUGGAGAUCAGUUGUUCACCAAGUUAGAUCUGAGCCAAGCUUAUCAGCAGGUGGCGCUGGAUGAGACGUCACAGAAAAAGUACGUUGGCAGUGGAAAGAUGAGCAUUUCGUUCAGACGAGCGAAAGAGGCUCUCCAGUCUAGUCAAGUGAUGAUACAUUUUGACCCAAGGAAGGAAGUCAUCGUAGCCUGUGAUGCCUCACCGUACGGGGAGCUUCCUGCAGCAGAAAGGAGAUAUGCGCAGAUAGACCACGAAGCACUCGCAUUGCUGUUCGGUGUGAACAAGUUCCACCAAUACUUGAGUGGAAGAGCAUUUACAAUCCUUACCGAUCACAAGCCGUUGGUCUCGUUGUUAGGAGAGAAUAAAGGCGUGCCGUUGAUGGCAUCAGGUCGCAUGCAGCGUUGGGCAAUAGUGUUGUCUGGCUAUCAGUAUAAACUACGUUAUCGACCAGGGACGACAAAUGGUAACUCCGAUUCACUCAGUCGGUUACCUUUGUUUGUUACACCAGAAGUGACAGAGGAUCCUAGUGAAUCGGUGCUAUCACUGCACAUCUUGAGAAUGACCCUUGCCAGACUGAUAACAACUGCACAACUCCGGCAAUUUACAGACAGAGAUGGACAACUGGCAACUGUCAGGCAUUAUGUGUUAAGUGGAUGGCCGAGAGAAGUAGACUCCGAGCUUCGACAUUACUGGAAUCGCCGGCACGAGUUAAGUGUCUUAGGUGGUUGUGUACUGUGGGGUCUCGAGUCAUUAUACCUCAGAACGCGUGGCCGAGGGUGUUGGGAGGAAUUACAUGUGGCUCACCCGGGGGUAUCUAGAAUGAAAAGCCUAGCAAGAAGCUACAUUUGGUGGCCGGGAUUGGAUGCUGAUAUAGAGAAGAUAGCAAAAUCUUGCGGGACAUGCCAAGAGCAUCAGCGAUCACCACCAAAAGCGCCUCUUCACCUUUUGGCACAGCCAGAACGUGCGUGGUCGAGAUUACAUAUCGACUUUGCUGCGCCAUUCUUGGGGCGGUGGUUCGUUAAACUGUCAGAUGCGUACUCUAAAUGGUUGGAAGUAAACCACUGA